This is a messenger RNA of Myotis myotis, 1361 nucleotides long. RefSeq names its product GRB2 binding adaptor protein, transmembrane (gene GAPT). The record is from RefSeq and is a predicted model, not a curated record. The transcript is spliced from 3 exons. The coding region runs from base 387 to 1295 and encodes 302 amino acids. Lineage: Eukaryota; Metazoa; Chordata; Mammalia; Chiroptera; Vespertilionidae. Gene Ontology annotation, cellular component: membrane.
CACGCCGGGGACGUCACGACGUCGCCACGCCCACCAGUCGCGCGGGGCGGAGCACAGCCGGGGCGCAGGGGCGGCCAAGAUCCCCGCACCCUCGGGGUCGCGGCCCCGCCCUCCGGGCUGUCGCCGCCGCGGGUGUCGAGGCACCGCCCCGAAGCCCUCCGUCGCGGCCCCGCACCCGCGGACCCCCCGCAGCCCGACCGCUAGUGUCCGGGGUGAGCGCCCCGCACGCCCCGCGUGGCCUCCGCCUCGCAGGCAACCGAGCGCGGGGCAAGGGCGCCCCCUGGCGGGACGUCGCUGAAGCGCAAUGGGCGCGCGACGGUGGCAGGUGGACUGCCCGCCAGGCUUCCAUUGCAAAGGGCCCCAGACUGGGUCCUUAAACAACAGAAAUGGAUUUCAUCACGGUUCUGCAACUGAAGGCCAAGACCGAAGUGCAGCAGGUCUGGAUGGCAGGCCGUCCCGCCUUCCUGUCCCUGGGUUUCCUGUUCUGCUGCUGCCCGCCCUGCUCGCCCGCCGCGCCCCCCGACUCCGCGCAGGACGGACCGUGGAGCCGAGCGCCCCCCGACUCCGCGCAGCUGCUGGUCGCCAGGCACGAGGCGGGGAACCUCAGCAACGAAGAGAACCGAGUCCCCCGGCCGCGCCUCCUCCUCCUCGCCGCCACCUGCAUCGAGACUCUGCCCGGCCCCGUCCUCUCGGGGCUGAGAGGGCGAUGCCCGGAGGAGCUCCCGGUCCAGAACCAGAACCGGAACCACACCCGCCGCGCCCUCACCGCGGGCUGCGCCUGUGAGUUCCUCGGGGGCCUCCGCGUCCCCCCGAACGGCACCGCCUGCGCCCAGAUGCUGCGGGGCUGUGGCGGCGGCGGGGCCGUGGCCCUGGCCGUGGGGCUGUCGCUGCUGCUGCUGGCGCUCGCCGGCGGCGUCGGGUGCGUCUGGCGCUGGAAGCACCGGGGCCGCGCGCCCCUCGCCCUCCCGGGGUUCCUGCGGCCGCGGCGCCGGCGGGGGGACUAUUCCCAGACGCUCUCCGCGGGCCCCUCCGGCCUCGGCGCCAAGGCCGCGGCCCCCGGCCCCCGAGCCGGGGCGGCGGACCCCCAGGACCCGCAGGGCCACUACGAGAACCUGCCCGCCCGGGGCCCCGGCGCCGCGCACGCCCGCGGGCUGUACGAGAACGCGGGGGGCGGCGCCUGCGAGGAGCACGUCUACGGGAACCAGCCGGCGGGCGACUAUUACAACCUCCACGCGCCCGGGGCCCCCGCGGCGCCGCAGGACGAGGACAUCUACAUCCUCCCGGACGCGUACUGAGCGGAGGGCGGCGCCGCCGUCACUCGGAUGCCGGCCCGAGUCUUCACGGGCGCCCCUGGGAGGAGU